AUGAGCGAAGGGGUCGCCUCGCCGCCGGGUGCCGCAGCCGCUGCCGAGGAGGGGGCGGCGGCGGCGGCGGCGGCGGGCGGGGGCCCUGCGGCGGGCGAUGGAGGGCCCGAGGCGGCGGGCCGGGAGCUGCGUUGCGGCGAAUGCCUGGUGUGGAACCGGCAGCAGACGUGGCUGUGUGUGGUGCCCCUCUUCAUCGGCUUCGUGGGCCUGGGGCUUAGCCUGAUGCUGCUCAAGUGGAUCGUGGUGGGGUCCGUGCAGGAGUACCUGCCCACCGAGCUGAUGGAUUCCAAGGGGAUCGAGCAGGACCCCUUCUUCCUCUCCAAGCAGCCCACCACGCCGCCCAAGGGCGGGGAGCCCGCCGCCUCGCCCGGCACGGACGCCGCCGCCGCCGCCUCUCAGACGCCCAACCGGAUGAGCACCCGCCUCACCACCAUGACCAAGGCUCCUACCCGCUUCCCGGCCACCCGGGGCCCCAUGCGGGCCAUCCCGCCGCGGACCACCACGGCGCGCCACACGCUGGCGCCCCCGACGCUCCUGGCCGGCGGCAGCACCGGCAGCACCACGGCUGCCGUCGCUGUCCCUUUCAGCACCACGCUCCUCCUGGCCCGCCCGCCGCCCGGCGCCCCUCGGAGCCCGCCUGGGGCGGCCUGGCCCACUGCGGCGUACACUACCUCGUCGUACAAGACUUAUCUUCAGGACUCGGCUCCUUCGUGGACCUUAUCCCCCUUCCAAGAGGCCAGCAGCACCACCACCACCGCCGCCCCGCCGGAGACCAACUCCAGCCCCAAAUACCAACUAGAUCCAAGGGAACCCUAUCGCUCCAAGGAAAGAAAGAAAGAAAGAAAGAGGAAGAAGAGAAAGGAAGGAAGGAACUAUUUAGGGCACAUGGAUUUUCUUCCCUUUCUCUUCCAAAG
Messenger RNA from Pseudonaja textilis, 914 nucleotides. Lineage: Eukaryota; Metazoa; Chordata; Lepidosauria; Squamata; Elapidae. The record is from RefSeq and is a predicted model, not a curated record.